This is a messenger RNA of Cuscuta epithymum, 1801 nucleotides long. The record is from the annotation of a GenBank genome assembly. NCBI's taxonomy places the organism in Eukaryota, Viridiplantae, Streptophyta, Magnoliopsida, Solanales, Convolvulaceae.
CCGCGAAAUUGACCAGAGCAAAACAACAUGGGCGAUAAAGGCUAGGGCGAUAAGGGUGUAUCGCGAGCCAGCACAUGACUGCUUCCCAGAAUCGCUGGAGGUUGUUUUCCAUGACGAAGAGGGGUCCAAGAUGCAUGCACACAUCCCAGACCAGUUCAUCAAUAAGUUCAUUGGUAUCUUCAAGGAAGGACGGGUGUUCGCAGUUAAAAACUUUAUGGUUGAAGAGAACUAUAUGUUUUUUAAAACUUCAACAAGUGCCUAUAGGCUCCGUUUUUUUAACAAAAGUGCUGCGUUCGAGAUUAGGGGAGUCCCGUUUCCCAUAAGAACUUUCUCUUUGGUGUCUUUUGCUUCAUUGCAAGCCCAAGACAACAUAGAUGAAAAAUAUGGAAUCGACUUAAUAGGCCAGGUUGUUCACGAUAAGGACCCAAAAACAAUUUUGAGGAAUGACAGGCCACGAAAGUUGAUGGAGAUGGUCUUGGGAGACCCCGAGGGGAAUGUUAUCGCAUGUACUCUCUGGGGACCCAUGGUUGAGAUGCUCUUGACUUACAAGUUGACAACUUCCGAUCCAAUAGUAAUGCUCCUGCAGUGUUGCAAGGCUAGGAAGUACCAAGGUCACGUUCAUGUUUCCAACAUGUUCAACACCACCAAGGUCAUUUUAAAUGGCAGUGAGGAUGAAUUUGUGGAAUUCAGGUCAAGGAUGGCUGAAAGGUCCAGUAAGGGACUUCGGUUUUCAAUAACAACGGACAACUCGGACAAUGGGGACAUAGAAACUGGACAGCAAGAUUUGAUUACUAUUGAGGCUCUUACAAAACUUCAGGAGGAUGGGAAGUACUGGGUUUACGGAGAAAUUGUGGCUAUUGACAGCCACAAAGAUUGGUCCUACAUUUCUUGCAUAGGUUGUAACAGGAAGGUUUCACCAAAUGGGGACAGCUUUUGCUGCCUCUCUUGCAAUUCAAAUGAUGCUGUUCUUAGGUAUAAGGUGAACGUACGGGUGGUUGAUGGCACAACACAUGCCUCCUUCCUGCUUUGGGAUAGGGAGGUUUCAUGCUUGCUUGGAAAGUCUGCCGCAUCCCUUAAGGAACAAAUAUCUAGGAGGAACUUUGGGCCACAUUACUUCCCAUCUGAGAUAAACUCCCUCAUUGAUAUAAAGGCUUUGUUUAAAGUGCAAUUUAAAAGAGAAAGCAGAAGCUUCAAAGGAAAUCAAACUUUUAGUGUUAUAAAGAUGAACACCGAUCCCAAAGUGCUGGCACUUUACUCAACUAAGAUAAAUGAUGUUGAGGAGGAAGAUGAGUUCACUCGAUUAGCUAAAGAGUUUUCAGGGCCUGAAAGCGUGGCUGGAUCAUCACAGCAGUCUGUUUCAAGCCCACUGCUGACCAAGGAGAAAAGGUAUGCCUUGGAUGUUGACACUGAGAAACUCAAACGUGAGCUGUUUGGAGAGUUUGAAGCUUCGACAUCUACCAAAAAAACCAAGGGGAUGAAAAAGGAAUGAAGACUGUGCUUUAACUGUGUUGUGUGUGGCUGUGUUCAACUAUGUUUUUAUGUUAUGUACAAUAAGGCCAACUUUGGUUAUCUAUUGUAUGUUUACUAGAGACAUUAACUAUGUUUAGUGUCAUCUAUGUUUUUAUCUUAUGCAUGUAAAAUAAGGCCAACUUUGGCAACCUAUUCCAUGGCCCUUUAGGGCUUGGUUUUGCCAAGAGUUUGGCUGUUUGUAAUGUUUUAAGGCUAAGGACUCAGCCAUAAGGGGGUUCCCAUCAUGUGUAGUAAUGAAGCAUUUCUAUAUAAAAUAUUUUGUUAAGGCGUA